Chondrus crispus (carragheen) is the source of this 1095-nucleotide messenger RNA. Its product is annotated as triose-phosphate isomerase. Bases 97 to 1005 code for a protein of 302 amino acids. Lineage: Eukaryota; Rhodophyta; Florideophyceae; Gigartinales; Gigartinaceae. The transcript has 3 exons. The record is from RefSeq and is a predicted model, not a curated record. Gene Ontology annotation, cellular component: cytosol. Gene Ontology annotation, molecular function: triose-phosphate isomerase activity. Gene Ontology annotation, biological process: glycerol catabolic process; glyceraldehyde-3-phosphate biosynthetic process; glycolytic process.
AUGGUCUUCUCCUUUGCCUUCCCUACCACCGUUCGUAAUUCCGCCAUUCUCUCCCCCUCCGUCCCCAACUCCUCUUCCAUUCCACCUCCCACCAUCAUGACGGCUCCCGCAUUCGUCACCUCGGGCUCCACCGCCCUCACGUCCGGCCUCACCCAUGCGGCAGGAACGUCUGUCCACCGCCCACGCUCGGCCCGCCGCCCGCCGUGCCCGCGCUUCACCAUGUCCGCGUCGCGCAAAUUCCUCGUCGGUGGCAACUGGAAGUGCAACCUCACCAAGGCCGCCAUCUCCGACCUCGUCUCGGCCUUCAACGCCGCCUCUCCCUUGGACCCGACCGCCGUCGAAGUUGUCAUCGCCCCGCCGGCCAUCUACCUCGACUCGACCCGCCAAAUCCUUCGCGACGACUUCGCCAUCAGUGCGCAAAACGUCUGGGUCUCUGCGGGCGGCGCGUACACGGGCGAGCUGGAUGCCACCAUGAUUUCCGACGUCGGCGGCGAUUGGACCAUUCUAGGCCACUCGGAGCGCCGCCACCACCCGGUGCUCAAGGAGUCGGACGCGACGAUUGCGGAGAAGGCAAAGUACGCGCUGGAGACGGCGGGGCUCAACGUGAUGUACUGCAUCGGCGAGCUGCUGGAAGAGCGCCAGUCGGGAAACACGGUGGCCGUGUGCGAGCGCCAGCUGGCGGCGCUGGCGGCGACCGUGUCGGAUUGGAGCAAGAUCGUGAUCGCGUACGAGCCGGUGUGGGCGAUUGGGACCGGGGAGGUGGCGACGCCCGAGCAGGCCGAGGAGGUGCAUUUCGCCGUGCGUAAAUGGCUGGAGAAGAACGUGGGCAAGGGCGUGGCCGAGGCGACAAGGAUUUUGUACGGAGGGUCUGUGUCGCCGGCCAACUGCGAGGAGUUGGCGAAGAAGGGCAACAUCGACGGGUUUUUGGUGGGUGGGGCCAGCAUGCAGCCGUCCUUCUUGGAGAUCGUCGACAGUUACAAGACGGCCAUGGCGGCAACGGUUUAGAUUAGGAGCCAAAUGUGUGCAAAGGUUACCGGCCUAGAUGCCAUAGGUAGCCGUGCGUGAUGGAGAGGCAUUGCCAACGAAAAGAAAAAA